Lepidothrix coronata (blue-crowned manakin) is the source of this 11609-nucleotide messenger RNA. RefSeq names its product kelch like family member 1 (gene KLHL1). NCBI's taxonomy places the organism in Eukaryota, Metazoa, Chordata, Aves, Passeriformes, Pipridae. Gene Ontology annotation, molecular function: protein binding. The transcript is spliced from 11 exons. The record is from RefSeq and is a predicted model, not a curated record. Bases 1 to 2232 code for a protein of 743 amino acids.
AUGUCCGGCUCCGGCAGGAAAGACUUCGACGUGAAGCACAUCCUGCGCCUCCGCUGGAAACUGUUCAGCCACCCCUCGCCGGCGGGAGGCCCGGCGGGGGGCGGCUGCCUGCCGCCCGACAGCAGCUUCGAGCACUGGGGACCGAGCCAGAGCCGCCUGCUGAAGAGCCAGGAGAGAGGCAACGGCGUCUUCUGGAAGAAAUCCGCCUCCUCCUCCUCGGCGGCCACCACGGCCAGCCCGCCCAACGGGACUCUGCUGCCCGCCGGCGGCCGGCCGGCCACGGGGCACGGGCCGGGACCGCCGCCGCCUCGCACCGUCUUCUACGUGGAGUCCCUGGAGGAGGAGGAGGCGGAGGCGGUGCCCGGCGGGAUGGAGGUGGCCUGCGAGCCCGAGAAGCCCCUGGCGCCGCCGGAGCGCGAGGAGGCACCGGGGGGCUGCGCGGAUGGAGGCGGCCGAGCAACAGGUGACGGAUGCGGACACAGACUGUCAGGAGCCAGCCACUCCUUGCCACCCCACUGUGACAUGGAUUCCUGUAGCUCCGAGGAAUUCUACCAGGCUGUUCACCAUGCGGAGCAAACCUUCAGAAAGAUGGAGAGCUACUUGAAGCAACAGCAGCUCUGUGACGUUAUCCUGAUUGCUGGGGACCGCAAGAUACCUGCGCAUAGACUUGUCCUCAGUUCUGUCUCUGACUAUUUUGCUGCCAUGUUUACAAGUGAUGUUUGUGAAGCCAAGCAAGAAGAGAUCAAAAUGGAAGGCAUAGACCCCAAUGCACUGUGGGAUCUUGUUCAGUUUGCAUAUACAGGCUGCCUGGAACUGAAAGAAGAUACCAUUGAAAAUCUUCUAGCAGCUGCCUGCCUCCUCCAGCUUCCUCAAGUAGUAGAAGUUUGCUGCCAUUUUCUAAUGAAGCUUUUGCACCCAUCCAACUGUUUGGGAAUACGGGCAUUUGCUGAUGCACAAGGGUGCACAGAGCUUAUGAAGGUGGCUCACAACUACACCAUGGAGAAUAUAAUGGAAGUUAUAAGAAAUCAAGAAUUUUUACUUCUACCAGCUGAAGAGCUGCAUAAACUUCUGGCUAGUGAUGAUGUGAAUGUUCCUGAUGAAGAGACCAUUUUCCAUGCCUUAAUGAUGUGGGUGAAGUAUGAUAUGCAGAGGCGAUGCAAUGACCUAAGUAUGCUACUUGCUUAUAUCAGAUUACCACUCCUUCCACCUCAGAUAUUGGCAGAUCUGGAAAACCAUGUGCUUUUUAAGGAUGACCUAGAAUGUCAGAAGCUUAUUCUGGAAGCCAUGAAAUAUCAUCUUUUACCAGAGAGAAGAACUCUCAUGCAAAGUCCAAGAACUAAGCCUAGAAAGUCUACAGUUGGGACACUUUAUGCUGUUGGAGGAAUGGAUAACAACAAAGGUGCUACAACUAUUGAAAAGUAUGAUCUCAGAACAAAUAUAUGGAUUCAGGCUGGAGUAAUGAAUGGCAGGAGGCUUCAGUUUGGUGUUGCUGUCAUCGAUGACAAGCUGUUUGUCAUUGGAGGCCGGGAUGGCUUAAAGACAUUAAACACUGUUGAAUGUUACAAUCCAAAGACCAAGGCUUGGACUGUGUUACCACCUAUGUCAACACAUAGGCAUGGCUUAGGAGUUACAGUGCUUGAAGGACCUAUUUAUGCGGUGGGAGGACAUGAUGGUUGGAGUUAUUUGAACACAGUUGAGAGGUGGGAUCCUCAAAGUCAGCAGUGGACAUUUGUGGCAAGUAUGUCAAUUGCCAGAAGCACUGUUGGAGUAGCAGCAUUAAAUGGCAAGUUAUAUUCAGUUGGAGGCCGGGAUGGAAGCUCGUGUUUGAGUUCAAUGGAAUAUUAUGAUCCUCACACAAAUAAAUGGAAUAUGUGUGCUCCUAUGUGUAAGAGAAGAGGAGGUGUAGGAGUGGCUACAUGUGAUGGGUUUCUUUAUGCUGUGGGAGGUCAUGACGCUCCUGCUUCCAACCAUUGUUCUCGACUGCUUGACUAUGUAGAAAGAUAUGAUCCAAAAACUGAUACAUGGACAAUGGUGGCUCCACUAAGUAUGCCUCGAGAUGCUGUUGGUGUCUGUCUCCUUGGUGACAAAUUAUAUGCAGUAGGUGGCUAUGAUGGUCAAACAUACCUGAACACUAUGGAAGCAUAUGACCCUCAAACUAAUGAGUGGACACAGAUGGCAUCCUUAAAUAUUGGAAGAGCUGGCGCCUGUGUUGUAGUCAUCAAACAACCAUGACUUUGUCAGCACUGCUUAGGAUUUUACUGACUGUGAAAUGAUUAUUUUUCUAUGAGACAAAGAGAAUGACAAUUUCACAAGAACAAGGAUUUACACAGUGAAUACUCUGUUGAUCAGAAACUUGAAGUUUGAAAGUGAGAAAGAUUAAAUAUUUAUGUCCUAUAAAAUCGUAAAAACUGUUCACAGUCAGUGGACAAGAAAAAAAAACCAGAGUGUGUAGGCGUAAAUAUGUGAAUGUGGAGUAGUAAGCUCAAGUUCUCAUGAAUGUGUCCUGGAGAACUGGAUUACCAAGGUAAAGCUCUAUACAAGGAGCAGAAAGGAACAUGAAAACAGUUUUUGUGGCUGCAAGAGAACUGCAGAAACAUUAAAGUACAUUUAAUAAAUUUGAAACUGUGGUUUUUGAAAAAGAAAAGUUGAUAGUAAUAUAAUUUUUUUCUGUCCACAACCCCCAAAUGGGUUGUGGCCUUCUCAUUUAAAUGGGCAAUUUGAUUCUUACUGAAAGGAAGAGGUCAAAUGGUCUGGAUAUUCAUAAUGGCUGAACUGUCAGUCUAUAGUAGGAAUAAAAACAAAACUAAAAGUAAACUUGUUUUGUAUCUUCAGAUUGUACCUCCUUGCCAGUUUUAACACAUCUUAUAAAUUAAUCUAUUGAAUGGGAAGACUGUGAGUUUAAUCAAAUAAUACAUAAAGCAAUCCUGUGGCUGCAUUGGGGCUUUGUUGCAAAUAUUGGAGCCAAAAAAACAGUUUCCUAAUUCUUUCUUAGUCUUAUAUUCAGUUUAAGCAUGUGGGCUCUACUCUCUUUGUUUAAUGCAUUCUACUGCAUGUUAGAAGCUCAUGACAAGCUGGAAAAUUGAUAUUGUUCUUUCAGUGCAUCAUGUAUCAGAUGAACCCUGACCAGAACAGUCUAAAGAACCUCCUCUAAUAUUUCAAGAGGGAGAAAAGUCCUACAUUUUAGUUCUUUCUAAUGCUCGCAAAUUUUGCCUAACUAGAGCUGGCAAUUUAUGACUUUCCACUUAUGACUGAGAAUAACUGAGAAUAACUCCAAGUAGGCAAUUCAGUAUAAAAGCAAGUGAAAUAAGGAAAAAUAUACCAUUUGAUCUAAUAAAGUUCAUAUGGUAAGUAUACUGGUGUCAUCUGUACUUCCCUUUAGAGUUGAUAAUUUCUGCCAGUAAUGAUACUUUGAGCUUUUGCUUUGUGAGUGGAUUUAACGCUGAUGCUUUCUGUCUGCUCAGCUGAAUCAGUGAGAACCUAAGGCCACUAAUGGAAUAUGAAAUUCUGCUAUUCAGGGAGGUACAGUUUCUGGGAACAAUUCUACCAAGUAUACUUCUUUAAAGCCCUGCUGAUCCUUUAGGAAACAUUUCAUGGUCCAAAAGCAGAAACCUCACAAUCCUCUGUCACUAGCAAUUUUGAGAAGUAAUUCUGGUUGCACUAAAACCAGUUUUCCAAUGGAAACCUUUGAAGUCAUUUGAGAUGAAAAAUUACAUACAGCUUCCAGCUUGAGACAUUUUAUUUGAAGAUAUGUCUUUCUGCCUAACAGCAUCAGCAUGCAUGGAGAUCAUUGUUUACUGCUGCAAACUGAACUUCAGUUCUGAAGCCUAAGUAUACUGUAUUAAAUCUUUUAAAUACCUCUCUGUACUAAUUUGAAAUCAACCAAAAAAUCUUCAUAUUGGUUUUCUACAGCCACUUGGCUUUUGAAUUGCAAUUAGUCUUCCACAGGCAAGCAUGUCCAUUUUUCUCCAACCACAAGAAGCUGUUGAGUAAAAGAUGUUACCUCUAUAAAGAUUUUGCUUCACAAACUUCUAAGAUCAAAUGAAGAAGAUUCUAGCAUUAUAAUUGUAAUAUUAAGUAUAGACAAUGGCAUUUGGUUCUCCUACACAGAUACUUAAUGAACUUAGAAACUGAAUUUUAAUUCUAUUCCCAGAACUUUCUUUUGAUUACAUUAUGUCCAUACACAAUAGAAAUAUGAUUGUUCUACCUAUAUAUUGAUAUUCAAAAUUGGAUUAUUUCUAUUGAUUGUAUUCUGUGGCAGAUUUGUUUUCUGUGCCUUGUUCAUUCUUAUCCUCAAUUUGUCUUCUAUUUUAUUUUUGAUUCUCAAUUUCCUUUUACAUUUUUUCCAUUUGCCUUUAUUUUGCCAAAAUGGAACGUGAUUCUCAUGUGAAAUUUUUCAGACUAUUCCACUUCUCUAAUGCUGAAAGAAUAAAAUUUUUAUUUGUUUUAUUUAGGUUCUGUAAAAUCUAGCCACAAUAAGAGCCAAAUUUGGCUUUCAUAUUCUUUUUAUGCAACUGCAUCAAUAUGGUCUGGAGUCUCUUCUAGAGAGAAUUUGUGGAUAAUUUUUUAUUAAUUUUUUUUCUUACCAUUAUGUUUACUGUUAUUGAAAACAAUAAUAAUUUUACCUUUAUUUUCACAGGGAAUGCAUUUAAAUUGAAGUAGUCUAUAAUUGUAGUCUUGGUUUCUGUGAUUCAUUAAGACCUGUUUUUUAUUUAUAAGACUUAAAAUCACUUAUGAUACACUGAAUUGUGCUAAACAAUAUUACAUUUACAGGAAAAGCUGUUGUCUUUUCAAAAAAACAGAUAACCUCAUUGUUAGUGAUCUAGCAUGGUUUCUUUUCUCUCACAUAAUUUUGAAAUCGUACUUGAAAAUUUAUUUCAAAAUAUGAAAAUCAGAGUGGAAUCAGAACUGCAACAAAUAUUAGUUUCUGUGAAAUCAAUACCUGAAUUCCUCAAAAUGCUGCUUUUAAAUUUUAUAGUUUAAUAGUCUAAGUAUGGUCUCAAAUGUUAGCUUUUUCUCUAUAUUUCCAACUUUUUUAUUCAAGAGCGUCAACCAGCUUUAUUAGAAAGUCCUUCCCCCCAGGUGGGGCUUUUGGUGUACCAGUGGCUAAUAGCCAUUCUGGGGCUGGACUAGAGGCUCCAGGUGGUGGGGUGUGGAGUAGUGCACUGGCCCACCUUGGCCGAACUUGUCCUGCCCCCCCCCCCCAGCUUUAGUCAUUUUGAGCCAGUAAUCAUUUUCUCCAGUCUCUCACAGAAGAGACCUUAAAAUCGUCUAGUUCCAAUCCCUCUGUUAUAGGCAGGGAAACCUUUUACUAGGACAUGUUGCUCAAAGCACCAUCCAGCCUGGCCUUGAACACUUCCAGAUAUGGGGCACCCACAACUUCUCUAGGCAACAUGUUCCAGUGCCUCACCAAGCUCACAGUAAAGAAUUUCUUCUAAUAUUUAAUCUAAACCUACUCUCUUUCAUUUCAAAGCCAUUACGUGCCCUUGCAAAACACUCCUUUCCAGUUUUGUUGAGGCACUUAGAGGGCUGCUUUAACGUAUCUCUGAGACAUCUCCAGGCUGAACACUCCAACUCUCUAGCCAGUUUUCAUAGCAGAGGUGCUCCAGCCCUCUGAUUAUCUACAUGGCCCUCCUCUAGAUUUACUUGAAUGGAUCCAGGUCCUUCUAAUGCUGCUGGCUCCAGAGCUGUACACAGUACUCUAGGUGGUGUCUCACGAGAGCAGAGGGGAAUAAUCACUUCCUUAGAUGUGCUGGCCCCUCUUCUGAUGCAACCCAGGAUACAGCUGGCUUUUUGAGCUGCAAGCACACGUUGCCAGCUCAUGUUGAGCUUCUCAUCCAAUAACACCCACAAAUUUUUCUCCUCAUUGCUGCUCUCAAUCCAUUCUCUACCCAGCCUGUAUUUGUGCUUGGGAUUGUCCCAGCCCAGCUACAGGACCUUGCACUUGGCCUUGUUGAACUUCGUGAGGUUCAUAUGGACCCACCUCUCAGACCUUACAAGAUCCCUCUCUAGGCUCCAAGUCUCUCUUUCUGCCUCUGUCAUUGAACUGGUAGUAGUGAGAUAGAUUGAGAUUUUGCCCCCUGCCCCCCAGAAACUUUAGUUUAAAGUUCUUUCAUUCAUGACCAAAUUUUCUUCUUGGAGUGCUUACAGAAGCAAUACCUAAAAGACAAAAUAAGUGCCUUCCCCAGAAGAGGAAAUUCUUAUAAUGGUGGCAGUGCUUUUAAUAUUAUUAAUAAAAUUACUAAAGAAAUCAUAGAAGAAAUUACAUUUUUGCAGGGCUUUAAUUAGUUAUUUAACUAAACAAAAUCAAGAAAAAUACCAUAGCACGUUAUGUCUCUGUUUUUCAAAUUAAUUAAUAUUUCUGAUUUAAUUCCUUUCAAAAUGCUAGAUAGUUAAACUUCAAAAAUAAUUCUCUAGACAACGUUUGAGGCUGUAUAAAUAUAGAAUAUAAUUCAAGUUGAAAUCAAUAGAAAAAAUAAUCAAGAAAAAUAGGUAAUUUUUUUCAUGUGACACUUUUGAUCUGUUUCUACAAAUAUUGUAGUGUUAAAAAAUCCAUUUUGCAAAAUAAAUACUAACCUUGUGAUCCUCUGUUCCUUCUGGAACUGUUGGCUACUUUGCGGUUUUGGACCCUUCCUUUUAGUUAUUUUUUACAUUCACUUUUCAUUAUUGACAAUUAUGGAUGCUAGAAAUAUAAUCCCCAUUAGAAAAUAUCUACAUAGAAAAAUGUCAUUUACUAGCUAGCACUUUAUUAUUGACAUUAUGUUAUCCAGUUUUAUAGAGAAGUUUUGCAUUUAAAUCAGUCACAAAUAAGACAAUAAAAAGAUCUGUAGGUAAGAAUGUUGUUGCUUUGGCUUUAAUUACAACUGUUCAAUAUGUAUUUUUAUACAUGUUCUUGCAAUUAAAAUACUAAUAUUGUUUAUAAACAAAAGUAAAUUUAAAAAAAUCCUUUUACAUAGAGAACAGUCUUUUAUUCAUAUGAAACUGGUCAAAUUAUUACGGCAAUUUUAGGAUGCUUUCAGGGAGUUGCCUGUCUCAUAAUUUUACUCCAUUAAGCUAACAUUCACCGAUGUAAGGGAAUGAUUUUGGCAUAGACAAAGGAUCUUUUCCUUGAGUAACGUUCUCUUCUACAGAAAAUUGCCAUCAGUUGACCAUUAUUUUAAAUCUACAUAUGUUAAAAUAUAUCUAGAAAGCUCUAUAUAUUAUUCAGAUAACUUUUAUAUAUUUAGAAGGCACAAAUAAAUUCCCCUAAAUAUAUUUGCCAAUGACUUAAACACUUUUAAAUUACUUCAAUAAAAAUAACUCACAAAUGAAUUUGAAGUUAUGCAAGUUUUAAUCGCUCAGACCUUGAUGUCCAUGAGCAAACACUAGAAAUACCGUGCAUUGUGAUUAUAAAUGUAAUACAGUUUUUCCACAACAGAAUUCACAUCUUGGAAGACUUCCUUAUUACUGUACUCACAGUGAACUGGGCAAAACAAAAUGUGACCUAUUAUCUAUGACUUUGCCCUAGGUAUUUCAUGAGGAAUAAGUAGAGAAGGCAUUUCUGAAAGACUUUAAAAAGCUUUUGUAACUGUUAUCAGUAGCAAUAUUAGAUUACAUGAAUAAUCCUGUAAUAUUCUUCAGCAUUAUUCUAAAUCCAGUGUAAAGCUGCUCAGGUUGAUAUAACCUUGCAUUUCAUUCCAAAUUCCCUUAUAUUUCUGCUUCAUAGUACAUUGGGGAUGUAUGCUUAUGGACAUAGAGAGACUGCUCAAAAUCAUUAAAUCAGCAAAAGUUUGAUUUCCAUGUGUAGGACUUCAGCUGUUGAAAAUUAAACCAUAAGGAAAAAUACUAGCACAGGUAAGAAAUGUAGUGGCAAGGAACAAUACAACCUCAAAUCACUGGCUGUCCACAGCUUCACCUUGGGGAAUCUAUGGAGCUGCCAAAUCCAUCACCCUCUGAGGAUUACAAAAGUAGUCAAAGCUGAGGUAUAAGCAACUUAAGCUUCUGUAACCCCAUAUUUUCCCAGGUUUCCCAUGAUCACAUGAUGCUUAAAAAUGCAUAAAACUUACAAUAAUAAUAAUAAAUCCUCCCUUGCAGAAGUCUAGUACUCCUCAGAAUUAGGUCUGUGAACCAGGUUCAUGUUCAGUCUUCUUCACUUGGAAGGCUAGGUAGAUGUAUUAAGUCUGGUAUCUUUACUAAACUGUUUCUGAUGUAGCUAACAAAAGUCACUGAAGAGGGCUACCUUUGAUGGUCUCCAGGAAGAAAUAUUGUUCCAAAGGUGAGAUAUUUCAAUUAAAUGGAUGAGCAUUCAGUUUAAUCACCCCCACAUAAGUGUCUAAUACCAUCUGAGAUGCCCAAAAUUAUCUGAGUAAUCCACAUUGGGUUGGCGAGUAUGGCACAGAGGAAGUUAUGAAGGGAUAACAGAAGUUCAAAGAGGAAGCUGUAAAGUAUCCCAGAUGAUAUUAGAUACUUUUUUGUAGAUGAAUGAUUUUGAGUGCAAUUCUGUAAAGAUUUGGGUGGCAUAUUUCGAUCACAUAGUGGGAAAUCUCACAUGUAGACAUAGUGUGGAAAAAGACAACCUUUAGGUUGGGGUUCUGGGUUUUUUCUUGUUUCUACAUCUGUAUAUUUUCCAGGACAUCAAUUAAUUUAAAAUGGUCGUUUGUUCCAUUUCAAAGGAAAAAGAGAAAGAAGACUUGCAAUAGCAGCAUGAAUGAAUAAAUAUCCAUUUCAUAAUACAGAGUAUAUAGGUAUCUACUAUGUAAAUGUCCACAUUAGAAUUAUACAUCAAAGGCUUUUCCUUAUCACUAGAAUAGAAAAAUCAAUAUUUCCAGGACAUGAUUCAUCUCAUUCUAAAGGUGAAAUAAAUCACACUUUAAAAGUGUGUUUCUCUCUAUUGACUGCAAAAGUCCCUAAAAUUACUAGUUCAGACAGAAAUAAGUUGGUUAAGAUGAAUCUCUAAACUCUGAUGAAUGCUUAGAAGGAACUGGCCACACAAACAUUUAUUUCCAAUAACUAUGACAGAAAUUUAAUUUAGAAUAUAACUGCAAGACUCAACUGUGCACUGAACAAAACCAAUAUCCCUGUUCUGAAAUCCCUGUUAUAAUAAUUUUGAGCACCCAGAUGACAUACAAAUGAAGUUAAAUAUAGCUCUUUGUUAACAUAGGAGAGAAAGUAUUUAGAAAAUCGUAGCUACAGGCCCCAGUUACCUAAUGUUUAGAUAUCCUAGAUGUCAGGGAUAAGGGAGCAAUUUAAUACUGUAAGCUGCAAAACAUGUCUAUAUAAUUAAAAUUGAGAAGCCUUCAGAACAUAAAAGAGGAUUAUUUAAAAGCAUAGGAUUGCUGUAAUCAAUGGGCAUCAGUUAUUCCAGGCCCUUGGGUAGGAAGAGAAAAACUGGAGAAAAGAAGACACCUCCCACCAGAUGGGUCAUCUCAUCCAAAUACAGGCAUACAAAUAGAUCACCUUCUUGAAAUGCAUGGUUUUCCUCUUUGAUUUAUAAAGGUGCCUAUGAGACUAACCCAGAUUUAGGCACCUAAAUUAGUAGAAAUUCUAACAAUGAAUUGUAGAAAAAUGUCAAUAGUAUGAUCCAUCCGAAACUGUAAAUCUGCUUGACUUUCUUACAGAUUUAUCACAAAUAGUUUAUACCAUGCUGCAUAUUCAUUGACAGCUCUAUAAACAAUUAAAGAGAUAUAUUUUUUUAAUUAAAUGCAACUUUUGAAAUAACAGAUCUAUUGUACAACUAUUGUAGGUAAAUUUAUUUGGUGGUUUUAUGCAACCUCAUAAUCUCUCUUUGUGCAGUUCUGAACAACCAAUUGAUUAAUUGUUCAUUUCAUUACAAAUUGUGAAUGUUUAGCACCUUUUAAAAUCGCAAACCAUUUUCUUUGCUCUUUAAAAUCAGAUGUUUAUUUUUUAUUCCAUUUUGAAAAAUUGUGGCUAUAUUUUAUAUAAGACAUAUUUAUGUAACACAUGUUUAUGUGUCUGGAACCUUGCAGAAAAAUACAAGUCAGCAUUCUGCUGGAAUGAGAUUACAGAACACGUAAUCUUUUAAAAAUGCAUUUUUUAUGUCAGGAAACUAACAUAUCUUUGGUCAUAUUUAGUUGACUUUAGGGAACUGACUCAGAGUCAUUAAAAAAUAUAUAAAGAAAAAGAAACUAAACUUUUCACUGAUUUUACUUGCUUGACUGCUGUCUUUCUCUUCUUCCCUCCUAAAAAGCAACCAUGAAAAAAAGCAACCAAAUAAAUGCACAGAUAAGUUCUCUGUCCUUCUAAUUUCAGUGUCCAUUCAUUAACUCAUACUGUCAUAAAUUCUAAUUAAUUGUAAAAUUAGAAUUAGACAGAGGAAAAGCUGCAACCAAAAUGGCACAGAAGUAACUGUUACACAGAAUUUCUUAACUGGGGGGGGUGGGGGGUGGAAAAAUAAUAAUUUUUCUAGAGUGGUAUAAUCAACACACAGUGUCAGCAGAUUUAUGCUAAUGGAUGACUCAUUCCUUAACUAAAAAGCUUCUGCCUUUACCUUGCAUACCAAAAGAUCUUGUACCAGAUUAUGGCUGCUUGCUCUGCAUAAGAGACUGGAAACUGAGGGCUGAGUCUUCACUGCAAGUGGGACAUAGUUAAAGCAGUAAUGAUGUGCUAACAGCAUGUCAUAAAUAUGAACUUUCCAGUGCCAUCGUUUGAAAGUGCAGCUGUGUCGAAUUGGUCCAGUCAGGAGUUUUGAAGUUUUAGUUGAAAACAAAAUUAGUAUUUAAGAAGUAUCUUAGGAUGUUGGGGCAUGGGUAUAUUUAGUAUGGCAAGAAACUACAGAGCAAAGUAAGUGUACAGUUGUUUGGAAUCUAAGAUAAUAUAUACAUCAGGAAAAUAUAUAAAUAUUGUUGUAAAUACAUUCAAUUAAGCUGUCCUCAGUUUUGCAAUAUUUGCAGAGCAGUUUACUGAAUGUUAUGCUUUUACCGUGAUUCUGUUAUACCUUGGACAUGUAUGUAUAGAAUGCAAUUGAAGACAAUAGAGCACAAUAUUAAACUCGUAACCUGACUUUGUUCAACACAAUUUGCUUCAAAGUUUGAAUCUUGAAAAUAUCACUGUACAAAAAUAAAUAUGCCUGGUUUUAUGUGUUGCAGAGGUGAUUCUUUUAUGUGGAUAUGGUGACACAAUUAGGGGUUUAGCUUGCAUAUUUUAAACUUGCCCAUACACAAUUUUCCCAAAAGGCAAGAAUCUUAAGACUCUCAUAAAUAUUUAUAUUUUUCAUUUAUUCUUUUCUAAAGUCGGACAAUAAAGACUAUAAUGGAAUGACAAAUAAUAUCAUCAACAAUUCAGACUUUCAAGGGUUUUUGAUCUCCUUUUAUAGGAAACAUAAUGAAAGAACUUAUUUCCCUCAAACAUUAAAAAUGUCUACAUAGAGAAAUAUGUGGUUCAGGAUUUAAUUAGAGUAAGAGACAUGAAUUGCAAGUGUGUCUGGGUGCUGUUUAAUAUGAUGAUCAAUAAAAAAAUAAAUUCCUGUUGGAAAGAAAUAUACCUAUUCAGGCAAAACAAGUAUCUUGAAUCACACACAUUUGGAAUGGUUUAGUACCUAAAAUGUUAACCUGGGAUAUAAAAUAAAUCUGUGUUAUAAGACCUAUGAGUAAUUCAUAUUUCUUGAGACCACCUGU